AUGGGGGACGUCCCAAUGGAUGACACGGGUCCUGCCAAGCCAGACCAGCCCUUUGAAUACUUCGCCGGGUUUACUUCUUCUGAUGCUGCAGCAGACCCCCAGCCGGAAGAUACUGAGCAGAGUAUGAACGGAUCAGGACCUUCAACGCCUACCCAGGACACGAAUCCAUUCGAGGAGAGCGACAACAUUCGAAUUAUCAAGCCCUACGAUAUAGAAGAGCCCGACGAUGAUUUAGAAACUAGCGUGCCAAGGGUAGAUCUACUAUGUCUCCCAGAUCCGUUCGAGCAAUGGCAGCGCGAGUUGACAGACUAUCUGAAUGGGUUAGACUACGAACACGUUGGAUUUGAUAGCAAUGCAAUGCCUUUGGUGCGAAAGAGAGGGAAGAAGAGAAAGCCAGCCCACAACGCUCUCGCUACACAGCAGUGCUAUCCACACUUGGCACAAGGACAUGCAUCGGCCGGGACUCAGCCUGAAGAGCAUGGGCAUUCCCCCAAAAGACGAAGGUUUGAACUGCCAAAGUGGCAUGCCCAAGACAUAGAUUCAUUUGGGACAUUCCGGGAAGCCAACGCGAAUGAAAGCUCAGGUUCUGAGACGGCAUCAAUCGACCUGUGUGGUGGCAAUGAUGGCACGGAUAACUCACCCAUGGCCGACGAGAUGGAUAUAGACUGA
This is a messenger RNA of Penicillium mononematosum, 669 nucleotides long. RefSeq lists its product as uncharacterized. The record is from RefSeq and is a predicted model, not a curated record. The transcript has a single exon. Lineage: Eukaryota; Fungi; Ascomycota; Eurotiomycetes; Eurotiales; Aspergillaceae. Bases 1 to 669 code for a protein of 222 amino acids.